Penicillium crustosum is the source of this 1713-nucleotide messenger RNA. RefSeq lists its product as uncharacterized. Bases 1 to 1713 code for a protein of 570 amino acids. The transcript has 2 exons. The record is from RefSeq and is a predicted model, not a curated record. Gene Ontology annotation, molecular function: carboxylic ester hydrolase activity. Lineage: Eukaryota; Fungi; Ascomycota; Eurotiomycetes; Eurotiales; Aspergillaceae.
AUGAGAUUCAAAUCUUUGAUUUUACAAUUCUUAUCGCUUUCAAGCUUGAGUCACAGUACCUCCAUCCAGGCUCGGACUCAACCAGUCGCUACUAUCACAAACGGUACGCUGAUUGGAACUCGAAACUCGCAUUAUAAACAAGAUUUCUUCCUCGGUAUCCCGUACGCACAGCCACCAGUUGGAGAUCUCAGAUUCAACCAACCACAGACCAUCAAUCAAUCGUGGUCUGAAAAACAAGCAACGGCCUAUGGCCCUUGGUGUCACUCUCUCCCUUUAACUUUACCUGGUUAUACACAGACAGGCUUUGAACAUGAGGAGAGCGAAGAUUGUCUAACCCUCAAUGUCAUACGACCGAGUGGAGUUAGUGACAAUGCUUCUUUGCCUGUUCUAGUCUGGAUCUACGGCGGUGGAUUCUCAGAAGGAGGUAGUGCCGAUCAAAGAUACAACAUGUCUUUCCUUAUACAAGAAUCUGUUAAAAUGGGUCAACCUACAAUUGGAGUUAGCUUCAAUUACCGACUUUCUGGAUUUGGAUUCCUACAAGGCCGUGCGGUCAAUGAGUCUGGUGCCGCAAAUAUUGGUCUCUAUGACCAACGACUUGCUCUUCAUUGGAUCCAAGAGAACAUCAUGGCAUUCGGUGGAGACCCGUCCAGAGUCACAAUCCAAGGAGAAUCGGCCGGUGCUGUAUCAGUUGGACACCACUUCCUCGCAUAUGGAGGACGCGACGACGGGCUGUUUCAUGCAGGUAUUGCUGAAAGUGGCGGGCCUCUCACCACAAGAGCUUUGAUCUCUCUGGAUGAACAGGAUGUCCUUUAUAACCGUGUCCUCAACUCGACCAACUGCACAGGUGAAGAUGAUACACUCCAAUGCCUUCGCUCCGUACCAGUAGACGCUCUGAAGGCUGCCUUUGAAGGUGUUGGCUUCUAUCCCGUCAUGGAUGGCGGGAUUAUCACGAAUACCCCCUCCAUCGCUCUGAGGGAUGGCCGCUUCGUGAAGCGUCCGCUUCUUAUCGGAGCUAAUACAAAUGAAGGAGCUGCAUUCUCGUACAGCAGAGGCCGUGGGCUGAACACUUCAGCCGACUUCCGCAAUAUGAUUGUUCAGUAUAGUGGGAACAAGGUUAUCAAAAACAGUACUCUUGAAUAUCUUGUUGAUCAAUAUCUCAACAGACUGUCCCCCAAAGUGGCCCAGGCUCAACUAGGGUCUGUUCUCUUAUCUCCAAGUCCUGAAUUUGGUCGUCUCUGGGGAAAAGUGACACUUUACGCGGGAGACUACCAGUUCAAUGCUGGUAGACGUUAUACCACGCAGAAAUGGGCCCAAUACGGCGUUCCUUCGUAUAGCUAUCGCUUUGAUGCCGUGCCUAAUGGUAUACCACGUGAGACCAUGGGGGCCACACACUUCCAGGAAGUUUCCUUCGUUUUCAAAAAUUUUGAUGGCGACGGGUAUCAGGUCAAUCCACUGGAAUCAAACUCCACGGAACUUCAGCAGAGUUACCAUGAUCUGAGCACGCUCAUGAGCCAAAUGUGGCUGAACUUUGCAAAUACACUGACCCCAAAUGGUCACCAAAAUUUGAAAGCAAACGUGACCUGGCCCGUUUAUAGGAAUGGAAAUGGGACAAACAUCGUGUUCCACUUGAAUGGUACCUAUCUGGAGCCUGAUAACUGGAGGGCAAAUGCUAUUAGACGCCUGAUUGGUUCCUUACACGAGUUCAAGCUUUAA